ACAUUCCAUUUUUUUUUACAAUUUUAGCCUCAACACUAUCUUCUUCUCCUCUACAAUCCUGAUUUGUGCUCACUCAAACAGAAAGACAUGGCACUCUCAAAGCCACCACCACAACAUUUUAGUCCCUUUAACAAUCCAAAUCCUCAUCUAGAAACUGCGGCUUCUACCUUGACAUUCUCUACUGAUUCAUCAAGAAGAAUACGAAGAGACGUUCUUCUCUCAGUCUCAGGAACAAUAAUCCCUCAACUGUUUCUCCUUGACCUCAAACGCUCUUCCUCCGCAAGUGCUGCUGACCUUUUCAGCUUCCUGGCACUACAACCCGAGCCUGUACGCACUGUCGAGAUGGCUAAGGAAGGAUUAAGAGAAAAUGGGGAAAAUAUAAAAAAGAUAAAAGAGAUAAUGAUAGAAAAUAAGAGGUGGAAAGAAGGAGGGACAGAGUUAAGAAGAACUGCAUCAAACAUGAAACAAGAUUUGUAUUUAAUCAUCCAAGCAAAGCCUCCCAAGGAUAGACCUCUUCUUAGGUCGUUCUAUUCAUCUCUGUUCAGUACUAUCACCAAGCUGGAUUAUGCAGCAAGAGAUGGGGAUGCAACUAAAGUAAUGGAGUACUACAAGAGUAUUGCUGCAAUAAUCGAUAAUAUUUUUACUCGAAUUUAAAAUGUCACUGUGAAAUCAGUACCCUACGGAAAAAAAGUUUGUAAAAAUAAUCUCAUUAUUUUGAAAUACCAGCAUUAUUCUUUAAGUA
This is a messenger RNA of Brassica oleracea var. oleracea, 742 nucleotides long. RefSeq names its product psbQ-like protein 3, chloroplastic. The record is from RefSeq and is a predicted model, not a curated record. Gene Ontology annotation, biological process: photosynthetic electron transport chain; photosynthesis. Gene Ontology annotation, cellular component: chloroplast; photosystem II oxygen evolving complex; extrinsic component of membrane. Bases 88 to 654 code for a protein of 188 amino acids. Gene Ontology annotation, molecular function: calcium ion binding. The transcript is spliced from 3 exons. NCBI's taxonomy places the organism in Eukaryota, Viridiplantae, Streptophyta, Magnoliopsida, Brassicales, Brassicaceae.